CAUCACACCGACUUGUAGAAGUAUCAAAAUAUCAACACCAGGAUGAAUAUGAGAAAAUACAGAAAUUGUUCAGCAAGACACUUCCAGAAGGAAAUAUCACAAAACUCGAACGGGUUCAAAAUUAUAAAUGUUGGGAUACAUAUGCACGGCAAAAAGAAGUCAUGAUUAAUAAGAAUGGCUUUGAUAAAGAGCUUCAACUUUUCCAUGGCACCACAGAAGAAAGUGUUGACGACAUUUGCCGCGAAAAUUUUGAUUUCCGUCUGAGUGGAACGCGAGCUGGUGCUGUUUAUGGUCAAGGUGCGUAUUUCGCAAGAAAAGCCAGUUAUUCUAAUCACUACGCAGGAGCCGAUGCACACAACAUAAAAAAAAUGUUUGUAGCACGAGUUCUUGUUGGUAGGUACACCUUUGGAACAAAGGACAUGCGAAGACCGCCGUAUGUAGAUCCUUUGGAUAAAACAAAAGGAAUGUAUGAUUCUUGCGUCGACAACGCAAGUGAUCCAAAUAUCUUUGUGAUAUUUGAUACCCAGCAAGUAUAUCCAGAAUAUCUAAUCACAUAUUUCAUACAACGAUUUCCUAGUAGUGGCAACCACCAGGCAUCAAAUCAGUUUAACCCAUUACCUUCCAGGCAAUCUUUAAGAAGUGUGGUUGGUGCCAAUCAAACUGUGUAUAAUACCAACCAGCAAUCGUCAAACCCUCCUAGUGCCCAAUCACCCCAUAGUAGUGUCAACCAAUCUCCAAAUAUUUGGCCUUCGAUACAGUCAAUAAAAAAUACACUUAAAAACAUUAAUAACUAUAGUAAUGAUGCUUUCACACACUUACAAAUAUUCUCAUUGUUUUUGUUAUUCAUCAUAUCAAUUUCAGUAUUAUUAUUUUAUACUCCAUCUUCUAUUGUUGUUACAUAUCUAUUAUUUUGCUUAUUGACAUUCGCCGUGAUUUAUAUAAAGGAGAUGAAUGUCUGGCCAGUGUCUAGGAUUAUGAUAAUACUAAUACUAUCAUUUUUUUUAUUAUUAUCAUUAGUAUUACAAUUAUUUACGUAUGGGUUACAAAUAUUCUUGUCAUUUUCUUAUAAUUAUUUUUCUAUAUAUAUACUGUUUUCCAUUUUUAUAUCCGCCAUGAUCUACGCAAAUGAAAUGAAAAUUGAUGUCAAGUUUGUUUGCAAGUGGGUAUUAUUAUCAGAAUUAUUAAUAGUAUUAUUGUUACCAGUAAUACAGUUAUUUCUAUAUUUAUUUAUACUAUUAACUUCAUAUUGUUACAAUAAUUUUGGUAUAUUGUAUCUUAUGAUUUCCAUGGUGAGGUUUACCAUUUUAUAUACAAACCAGAAUAUGGUUGGAGAAUAUAAAUAUAAAUGUGGUUUAAUAUCAGAAUUAGUCAUGUUAUUAAUGUUACCAGCUUUACCAUUAUUUCUUUAUGUAUUACGUAUACUAUUAUUGUGUUGCUAUAAUAAGUUUGUUAUAUAUAUUGGCUUAAUGUUUUUAAUUUUGAUACCUGCCGUGAUCUAUGAAGACAAGAUGAAAAUAAAGGACAGGCAUGUGUGUAAGUGGGUAUUAAUAUCAGAAUUAUUAAUAAUUUUAUUGUUACCAGUAUUGCAAUUAUUUCUGUAUUUGUUACAGAUAUUAGUAUAUUUUUUUGUUUUUAUAUUUCUACUGGUUUCCAUUUUGAUACCCACCAUGAUCUUAAAUCUAGUUUGCAUGUAGUAAAGUGUAUAUUAUUGUUAUUAAUUGGACAGUUAUAACACACCUAAAUAGAUCCUUAUCAUUUGAUUGGUGUAUUUUGUAUCACGUGAUAUUGGUUGGUUCCAUCCUUGAAUUUUUGUUCCAUUAAUUUUGUCCCAUUGCACGCACUCUGCAACCUUUUCAUUUUCUGGACGAUGGACUGUUCUAUUCAGAAAAA
This is a messenger RNA of Anneissia japonica, 1890 nucleotides long. RefSeq lists its product as uncharacterized. The transcript is spliced from 2 exons. Lineage: Eukaryota; Metazoa; Echinodermata; Crinoidea; Comatulida; Comatulidae. Gene Ontology annotation, molecular function: NAD+ poly-ADP-ribosyltransferase activity. The record is from RefSeq and is a predicted model, not a curated record. Bases 162 to 1694 code for a protein of 510 amino acids.